AUGAAAAGGGAAGCGGCGGCGAGAGUGACCGGUGUCAACUGGGAACUCGAAAGUUGGGCGACGACAGACGAGAAAACGAGGUCGAGGACGAAGGCGAGCUGGGCUUCCCGCCGCCUGCUGGCUUGUUCGUCGCCGGAGAUGAGAUCUACAGCCACUACGGCAAUGAUGGAGGAGACGCCAAAGAGAAUACGACCCAAGGCGGAGGAGACCGACAAUGCCUCUUCUACCUCAUGUGAACUGACAACCUCCAGGGCAGUGGAGCCGAAGAGGAUUUUCGCUGAAUCGAGCUCUUCUUGCAGGCAUCAGGUAGAUAGUUGGCCACCCGAGGAGGAGUCGCCGGGGUCGGAGGGUGAGGAGUUGGCGGUAGAUGAAAGGAAGGAAGGGCAACGGCGUCUCCGAUGCUUGAUGAGCAGCUCACCGGUGAAAGAAGAGAAGUUGGACAGCCGAUGGACGACGGCUUCGACUACAAUGAAGAUUGUCGAGAGGAUAAGACCGUUGGCGGAGGCGAGCAGGUCUUCUGACCUCCUGCUGUUCAGCUCGUCGCCGAAGGAGCUGCCAGGAAGGAGCGAGAAGGAGAAGGGCGGCGACAGUACCACUCUUUCACGAGAGAUGCUGCAUCUUUUCUCCUCCCACGAAGCACAUUUCCAGCAUAGGGUAAUGGACCAAAGGGUUGCAAGAGCAAGUGUUGAUGGGACAAUUGUAGUGGGUCAGGUGUUAUGGAUGGGUCAUCCAAGCCUCGGUCAGCAGUAUGAGGUGGAUGCGUAG
Molecule: messenger RNA, 765 nt
Organism: Linum trigynum
Lineage: Eukaryota; Viridiplantae; Streptophyta; Magnoliopsida; Malpighiales; Linaceae
Source: the annotation of a GenBank genome assembly